Messenger RNA from Silurus meridionalis, 1386 nucleotides. It is a transcript of the gene lin7c, whose product is annotated as lin-7 homolog C (C. elegans). Bases 122 to 727 code for a protein of 201 amino acids. The transcript is spliced from 5 exons. Gene Ontology annotation, molecular function: L27 domain binding. NCBI's taxonomy places the organism in Eukaryota, Metazoa, Chordata, Actinopteri, Siluriformes, Siluridae. Gene Ontology annotation, biological process: neurotransmitter secretion; protein localization to basolateral plasma membrane; maintenance of epithelial cell apical/basal polarity. Gene Ontology annotation, cellular component: synapse; cell-cell junction; MPP7-DLG1-LIN7 complex. The record is from RefSeq and is a predicted model, not a curated record.
UCCCGUUAAUCUCUUCGCAUUAGUGCUUAGCCACUUGCUACUAAAAUAGCCGAGAAGACACAGCGAAAGCUGCACACCGAGCCAUUCCCCGACCAGAAGUGGACUUUCCACGGCUGCAAAAAUGGCCUCGCUGGGGGAGACGGUGCGAUUAAAAAGAGACAUUUCUCGUGCCAUAGAGUUGCUAGACAAACUCCAAAGAACAGGAGAAGUACCUCCUCAGAAGCUGCAGGCUUUACAGAGGGUUUUGCAAAGUGAGUUCUGCAACGCUGUACGAGAGGUUUAUGAGCAUGUGUAUGAGACAGUGGACAUUAAUAGCAGCCCAGAGGUUAGAGCUAAUGCCACAGCAAAGGCCACAGUGGCAGCAUUUGCUGCAAGCGAAGGCCAUUCCCACCCCCGCGUGGUGGAGCUUCCAAAAACCGAGGAAGGCCUGGGUUUCAACAUCAUGGGAGGAAAAGAGCAGAACUCGCCCAUCUACAUCUCUCGCAUCAUCCCCGGAGGCAUUGCCGAUCGUCACGGUGGCCUCAAGAGAGGAGACCAGCUGCUCUCGGUCAACGGAGUGAGUGUGGAAGGAGAGCAUCAUGAGAAGGCAGUGGAGCUCUUAAAAGCAGCUCAGGGCACGGUCAAGCUUGUAGUCCGCUACACCCCAAAGGUUUUGGAGGAGAUGGAGUCUCGGUUUGAGAAGAUGCGAUCUGCCAAACGCCGCCAACAGAACAGCUACCCACAGUAGGGUAACCUGUCUGUGGCUCUUUUGUCAUGUCUCUCUCUCUCUCUCUCUCUCUCUCUCUCUCACACAUUCUUUCUGCCCAGGGACAUAUACAGCACUUCUUUUUUCUGCUUUUAUGGAAUUUUCUAAAACUUUCCAGCCAGUUUGAGCACGCUCUUUUUCACAAUUUUUUGAAAAUAAACACUACACCCCUUUUUUUUUUUUUUUUUUUUGUGUGUGGUUACACUCAAACACGAUGACAUGCAAUGUACAUCACUCUGUGUCAGAUGAAGGUUAAGGGGUCAGGAUUACAAAGGGGACCACCACAGAUUGGCUUCUGAGGUUUAAAUUAAAGGAUAAAAGUUGAAAAGUGCCUCAAGAGCUGAAAGAAAAUUUUUUUUUUUUUUUUUUAUAGCUCUUUAGAGCCAUUUGGGUUCUACGAUAUUGUAUGUUACAUAUACUGACGAGAGCAAAAUGAAUGUACAUUUCAUCUUCUAAACAAACACUUAAAUUUGAGAUGAGUGCAAUCAGGGCAUUGGGGGUAGGAACAAAAUGUGUCAUCAGGUCGGCUGGAAAGCUACGUCACACUGCUCAACAAGAAAGAACACUAUCAUUACUUUCAUGUCGUAUCCUUUGUUUUAUUGUAUUGUAAUUUUAAUAAAAUAAAAAAAAGAUGUAUUUCA